AUGAGCACAAACAGUUCUUUUAUUAAGAUUGGUAUUAUCGGAAAGCCAUCUUGUGGAAAGAGCACACUAUUAAAUGCCAUUGCUGAUGCGAAUGCAAAAACAGGAAAUUAUCCUUUCACCACCAUUGAGCCAAACCAUGGAACAGCUUUAUAUAGAGCAAGCAUUCCAUGUCCUUGUGCAGAAUUUGAAUUGCAAAAGUUUUGUAAACCAAAGUAUGGAAAAUGUGUCAAUUCUGUGAGAUACAUUCCAAUUAGUGUGAUGGACGUUGCUGGAUUAGUUCCAGGCGCUUCUUUGGGAAAAGGCUUGGGAAACAAAUUUCUGGAUGAUUUAAGACAUGCACACGUAUUGAUUCAUGUAUUGGACGUCUCUGGAACCACCAAUGAAAAAGGAGAGAACUGUGAAGGAUAUGAUCCAAUAAGUGACAUUGAAUGGCUGGAAAAAGAAAUCCACGACUGGAUUUUUAAUAAUUUAUGGAGCAGAUGGGAUAGUAUUGUAAGAAAGCAUCGACAAUGCAAAAAUACUAUUACUGAAACAUUUUCACAACAGCUUAGUGGAUACGGGUGCAAUAGAAAAUUUAUUGUUGCAUUUUGUGACCAUCUUGCUCGAACAAUGACUCAACUACUUGAUGACACUGUGAACGAAGAAGAAAAAAGAAAUCUCUACUCCAAACACAUCAAACCACUCGACAAGUGGUCUGAAGAAGAUCUUCAUGCAUUUGUUUCUAUAUUUGUGGAAUUCAGGUUUCCAACUCUGUACGCGUUAAACAAGAUUGACCACAAAGCAAGCUCAAAAUAUAUUAACAAAUUUUAUGAGAAGUAUGAUAAUGAUAGAAUAGUGCUCACCUCAGCACUAGCUGAAUGUUUUUUAAAGACGAUGAGGAAAAAGGGAUAUGUUUUAUACAAUGAAGGUGAUAGUGAAGUGAAGACAUUUGAAGAUUUUGACGAAAAUGAUGAAGAAAGGAAAUUACUGAAACCAAUCACGGAUCAGAAAAAUUUACAAAUCUUACAAAACAUUAAGGAUUUUGUACUUGCAAGAUUUGAUUCAACAGGAGUUAUGGAAGCCAUAAAAAAGGCUGUAGAUCUUCAAGAGCCUGUAAUUAUUUAUCCAGUGAAUCAGAAUAUUACUCAAGUGUCAGAGCACAUGAAAGAUCGAGAGGGUGUAGAAGAUUUAAGAGUUUUCGAAGAUGUAGCCCUCAUGAGAUAUGGUAGCUCUGUUAAAAGUUUUGUGAGCAAAUUCUACCGUUCUAUCAUACCAACGGAGCAGCAAGUUAUUUCAGAAUCUGGAAAACCAAUGCUCCCUCCCUAUUACGUAGAAGGUAUCGAUGGAAGAAGGCUUGCUGAACAUCAUCUCUUUAAAAAGGAUUGCAACAAUAUCAUUCGAGUAGUAUUCACAGGCCAUUAA
Naegleria lovaniensis is the source of this 1401-nucleotide messenger RNA. RefSeq lists its product as uncharacterized. Gene Ontology annotation, cellular component: cytoplasm. The record is from RefSeq and is a predicted model, not a curated record. Gene Ontology annotation, molecular function: ATP hydrolysis activity; GTP binding. The transcript has 7 exons. The coding region runs from base 1 to 1401 and encodes 466 amino acids. Lineage: Eukaryota; Heterolobosea; Eutetramitea; Acrasida; Naegleriidae.